AUGUUGUUGAAAUGCUCUGCUUUUAUCGUUCUCGAAAGUGUGGGCGCAGCUUCACCUAAUGAGGCGAUGAACGUCAAGCAGCCAGAGACCGAAACUGGCGUCACAAAUGCGAGCAACUCGGCAGCCACUGAGGUAGUUCUCUCCUCUUUUGUGCUGCUGCAUUUGUCGAGAAUUUUGUAA
Molecule: messenger RNA, 180 nt
Organism: Echinococcus granulosus
Lineage: Eukaryota; Metazoa; Platyhelminthes; Cestoda; Cyclophyllidea; Taeniidae
Exons: 2
Coding region: 1-180 (59 amino acids)
Source: RefSeq, a predicted model, not a curated record